UUCACAAGAUUUACACUAUAAACUAACACUGGACAAGUUUCAAAAUUAGCCUUCGCUAGAUUUAACUGGGGAACAAAGGGAAAAGAAGGAAGGAAAGAAAAAAAAAAGAAAGAAGGGAAGGAGGGAGGGAGGAAGGGAGGGAGAAAGAGAGAAAGAAAAAAAGGAUACCAGCCCUUGGAUGUUUCAAAGUUGCUGCUUCGAUACACAGGUCAAAACCUGCCAGAGUGAUUUACCAUCUCAGAACAAUUUGUCCACUUCAUUUAGAAAUUAGAAGUACAUUUUGACCAAUAAAUCUAAAUUUAUUUUGCAAUAGUCAUUUUUUCUUAAUGGGAGUGUUUUCCAGAUGUUGCCUAAGUCUAGUCGUCUGGGCCCUCUUCCAAUAAAUGAGGAAAGUUUGAUUUCAUAGGUUGUCACUGUUGAUUUUGUCUAACCUUUGAACUAAUUGGUUCAUCCCAAUAUGUUUGCCCUGAUAAAUAAGACUUCCAGGACAUUGGAGGGAUUCAUCUAUCCUUUGACUCCUUUGACGGGUAAGUGUCAAAGUUAACUUGCUUCAUGGAAUUAAAUGUGCUUUCGGUUCAACAGGGAUAUACCUUAUUAAAGAUGUUUGAAAAAGAUUUACAGGGAUAGUAGUUAGAAAGCUUUGAAAAGAAUCACAGUUAUGCAAUACACCUGUUGGAUUCUUAUAAAUUUAUGAGUUAAAGGAAAGUUGGAAUGAUAACACUGUUUGUUAAACUAAAUUUUACUGAAGCUGUUUUUUUCCCCCAAGAUGAGAUUUAACCUUUGCACUGUAAGUACACGCUAUAAUUUGAAUAGAGUUUAAGAUAAGUCUAUUUUCAAUUUUGGGAAUUUCUAAAGUAUUAAGAGGGUCAGUAACAGGACUGAGAUGGUGACUUGAUGAUAUAUGCUGCCUAUGAUGAAAUCUGAUGAUCAAAUAUUUAUUUUAAAAUUAAAACUGAUUACUUUAAAAAGUUGUUUCAAGAAUAGGAUGGUUUUAUUAUUAAAUUGCAUUUUAAAAGUUACCGAAAUAUUGUAUGUAGCAAGGGCAUGUACCAGCACUGAGAUUAAAGAGUUUUUUAAAACUUCCUUUUUAUUUUCAGCAAAAGCACAGUACCUGAAAGCAACCAUGAAGUGGAAAAUACUUCCUAUUUACUUGCUGCUGCUACUUUCUGUUUUCUUGAUUCAGCAAGUUUCUUCUCAAGAUUUAUCAAGCUGUGCAGGGAGAUGUGGGGAAGGGUAUUCUAGAGAUGCUGCCUGCAACUGUGAUUAUAACUGCCAAUACUACAUGGAGUGCUGCCCUGACUUCAAGAAAGUCUGCACUGUGGAGCUCUCCUGUAAAGGCCGCUGCUUCGAGUCCUUCAGGCGAGGGAGAGAAUGUGACUGUGACUCAGAAUGUAAGAAGUUUGGCAAGUGCUGCCCUGAUUAUAACAGUUUCUGUGAAAAAGCGCAUAACCCCACCUCACCACCGUCUUCAAAGACCACACCUCCAGUUCCAGCAGCAUCUCUCAACAUCAGAUCAGCCACCAAACGUUCACCUAAAUCACCAAACAAGACUGAGAAAGUUAUAGAAUCACAGAAAAUAACAGAAGAACAUUAUGUUUCUGAAAAUCAAGAGUCCUCCUCCUCCUCCUCUUCAAGUACUCGGAAAAUCAAGUCUUCCCAAAAUUCAGCUGCUAAUUCAGAAUUAAAGAAGAAACCCAAAGUAAAAAAUAACAAGAAGAAAAAAACUCCUAAAAAGAGACCUGCCCCAGAACUACCAGUUGUAGAGGAAGCUGGAAGUGGACUGGAUAGUGAUUUCAAGCUCGCUCCAACUACCUACAUUUCUACCACCCAGAGCAAUAAAGUUACUACACCUCCCAAGAUCACAUCAGCAAAACCAAUAAAUCCUAAACCCAGUCUUCUACCUAAUCCUAAUACAAGUGCUGUUAAGGUUACAUCCAAAGAGACACCUUCAACAGCCAGUAAAGAGACAACAGCAGAAACUGAAAAGACUGGUACAACAAAUAAACAGAUUUUGACUAGCACAGAAGAGACUACUUCAGCUAAAGAGAUACAAAGUACAGAGAAAACAUCUGCUCCCACAUCUGAAGUGCCUGCUAAACCUACACCCAAAGGUGAAACUACAACCAAAGCCCCUUCUCUCACCACCACAAAGGAGCCCACACCCACAACCACCAAGGAGUCAGUUCUCACCAUCCCCAAGGAAUCUGUACCCACCACCCCCAAGGAGCCAGCUCCCACUACCCCCAAGGAACCCGUGACCACCACCACCAAGGAGCCCACGACCACCACUACCAAGGAACCAGCUCCUACCACCCCUAAGGAAUCAGCUCCCACUACCCCCAAGAAGCCUGUGACCACCACUCCCAAGGAGCCUGCGACCACCACCACCAAAGAGCCCACAGCCACCAGCACCAAGGAGCCUAUGAUCACCACUCCCAAGGAACCAGCUCCCACUACCCCCAAGGAGCCGGUGACCACCACCACCAAGGAGCCCGUGAUCACCACUCCCAAGGAACCAGCUCCCACUACCCCCAAGGAGGCUGUGACCACCACCACCAAGGAGCCCGUGAUCACCACUCCCAAGGAACCAGCUCCCACUACCCCCAAGGAGCCCGUGGCCACCACUCCCAAGGAACCAGCUCCCACUACCCCCAAGGAGCCAGUCACCACCACCACCAAGGAGCCCGUGACCACCACUCCCAAGGAACCAGCUCCCACUACCCCCAAGGAGCCCGUGACCACCACCACCAAAGAGCCCACAGCCACCAGCACCAAGGAGCCUGUGACUACCACUCCCAAGGAACCAGCUCCCACUACCCCCAAGGAGCCUGUCACCACCACCACCAAAGAGCCCACAACCACCAUCACCAAGGAGCCUGUGACUACCACUCCCAAGGAACCAGCUCCCACUACCCCCAAGGAGCCCGUGGCCACCACUCCCAAGGAACCAGCUCCCACUACCCCCAAGGAGCCCGUCACCACCACCACCAAGGAGCCCGUGACCACCACUCCCAAGGAACCAGCUCCCACUACCCCCAAGGAGCCCGUGACCACCACUCCCAAGGAACCAGCUCCCACUACCCCCAAGGAGCCCGUCACCACCACCACCAAAAAGCCCACAACUACCACCACCAAGGAGCCUGUGACUACCACUCCCAAGGAACCAGCUCCCACUACCCCCAAGGAGCCGGUGACCACCACUCCCAAGGAACUAGCUCCCACUACCCCCAAGGAGCCCGUGACCUCCCCCACCAAGGAGCCCGUGACCACCACCACCAAGGAGCCCACAACCACCACCACCAAGGAGCCUGUCACUACCACUCCUAAGGAACCAGCUCCCACUACCCCCAAGGAGCCGGUGACCACCACUCCCAAGGAACCAGCUCCCACUACCCCCAAGGAGCCCGUGACCACCACCACCAAAAAGCCCACAACUACCACCACCAAGGAGCCUGGGCCCACCACCCCCAAGAAGCCUGCACCCACCACCCCCAAGAAGCCAGCUCCCACCACCCCUAAGGAACCAGCUCCCAUCACCCCCAAGGAGCCAGUUCCCACCACCCCCAAGGAGCCAGCUCCCACCACCCCCAAAGAACCAGCUCCCACCACCCCCAAGGAGCCAGUUCCCACCACCCCCAAGGAGCCAGCUCUCACCACCCCCAUGGAGCUCUCACCCACCAACCCCAUGACGCCCACUCCCACUAUCCCCAAGGAGCCAGUGACCACCACCCCUGAGAAUCCAGCAACCACCUCGGCUAAGGAGCCCGCUCCAACCAUCCCUGAGGAGCCUGCUUCCACCAUCCCCAAGGAUCUGACUCCUACUAUCCCUGAGGAGCCCACUCCAGCUACUCCUGAGACACCUGCUCCAACCACCUCAGAGUCCUCUACUUUAACUAUCACCAUGGAGCCUCCCUCCACCCCCACGAUUCCUGCUAAACCAACUCCUGAGUUACCUGCAGAACCCACAUCAAAGUCUACUGAAGACAGUCCCAAGGAACUUGCUGUACCUAUAACCAAGGCUCCUGAAGUGGCCAAACCUGAAAUGACUACAGCACCUGAAAUUACAACUGCUGCACCUAAGAUGACAACAAAAAAAACCACAACUACAACAGAAGAAAAGACUACUGAAUCUAAAAUAACAAGUACAACCAUGCAAGGAACAACUAUCACAACUGAAGAUACUACAUUAGCCAAAACAACUCUUAAAGCAACAACUACACCCCAAAUAACUACUACAACAAAAAAGGCAAUGACUACGACUGAGAUUAAGAAACCUGAAGAAACAACAGCUAUACCAAAAGAUACAGCUACUAAUUCUGAAGUUACAACUCCUAAACCUCAAAAGCCAACCAAAGCACCCAAAAAGCCAACUUCUACCAAAAAGCCAAAGACAACACCUAAAGUGAGAAAACCAAAGAUUAGACCAACUCCUUCAAAGAUGACUACCACAAUGCCUGAAUUGAGCCCUACCUCUGAAGCCACCACCAGCCCUAACAAAGCUCCAAACACAGAAAUAAUUUGGACAAAUCCAAAGAAUGAAGACAUAGGUGCUGCUGAAGGAGAAAAACCUCACAUGAUUCUCAGGCCCCCGGUGUUAAGACCUACGGUUAUUUCAGGCAUUGAUUCCUUAGUGAGACCCCAUCAAGGCAUUAGCGUCAACCUCAUGUUUUCAGAUGAAACUAAUUUAUGCAAUGGUAUACCAGUAGAUGGACUGACGACUUUGCGCAAUGGGACAUUAGUUGCAUUUCGAGGUCAUUAUUUCUGGAUGCUAAGUCCAUUCAGGCCACCCUCUCCACCUCGUAGAAUUACUGAAGUUUGGGGUAUUCCCUCCCCCAUUGAUACCGUUUUUACUAGGUGCAACUGUGAAGGAAAAACUUUCUUCUUUAAGGAUUCUCAGUACUGGCGUUUCACCAACGAUAUUAAAGAUGCAGGGUAUCCCAAACAAAUUGUGAAAGGAUUUGGAGGACUAAAUGGAAAAAUAGUGGCAGCUCUCUCGAUAGCCAGAUACAAAAACAGGCCUGAAUCUGUGUAUUUUUUCAAGAGAGGUGGCAGCGUUCAGCAGUAUACAUACAAACAGGAGCCCGUCCAAAAGUGCACUGGAAGAAGGCCUGCUAUCAAUUAUCCAGUAUACAGAGAAAUGAUACAGAUCAGGCGACGUCGCUUUGAGCGAGCUAUAGGACCUUCUCAAACACAUACCAUCAGAAUUCACUACUCUCCCGUGAGAGUCACUUAUCAAGACAAAGAUUUUCUCCACAAUGAAGUUCCAGUGAGUACACUGUGGAGAGGACUCCCAGCUGUGGUUACCUCAGCUAUAUCACUGCCCAACAUCAGAAAACCUGACGGCUACGAUUACUACACCUUUUCUAAAGAUCAAUACUACAACAUUGAUGUGCCUAGCAGAACAGCGAGAGCAAUUACUACUCGUUCUGGGCAGACUCUAUCCAAAGUGUGGUACAACUGCCCUUAG
Messenger RNA from Loxodonta africana (African savanna elephant), 5467 nucleotides. It is a transcript of the gene PRG4, whose product is annotated as proteoglycan 4. Gene Ontology annotation, molecular function: scavenger receptor activity; polysaccharide binding. The coding region runs from base 902 to 5467 and encodes 1521 amino acids. NCBI's taxonomy places the organism in Eukaryota, Metazoa, Chordata, Mammalia, Proboscidea, Elephantidae. The record is from RefSeq and is a predicted model, not a curated record. Gene Ontology annotation, biological process: immune response. The transcript is spliced from 12 exons.